Molecule: messenger RNA, 2708 nt
Organism: Sitophilus oryzae (rice weevil)
Lineage: Eukaryota; Metazoa; Arthropoda; Insecta; Coleoptera; Curculionidae
Product: discoidin domain-containing receptor 2-like
Exons: 8
Coding region: 413-2080 (555 amino acids)
Source: RefSeq, a predicted model, not a curated record
CUGCGAGCGCGUCGUUGGCAGCACCGACCCGAGGUUAUAACGCUCUCCACGUAAUCUAUGGUCGAAGAUUGUAAUUUUGUCGUUCCGCGCGCGUAAUUUUUUUUUUUUAAAUCUUGUUGGUAGAGAAGGAAGAUUGAGUAUUUUUUACUGUAAACUAUUGCGUGUUAAGUGUCUAUCGAUUACGGACCUCUGUUUUUGGUGAAAGUGCGUUUUUUGGAAUUUUGUUUUCGUUUUUAUUUUGGAAUACCUGCGAUUUUUCGUCACAAGCUCGUAUGGCUUGGUGAUGCAUAGAUGAAUUGAGCCAAGAAUGAAUUUUUGACGUGCAUCCAGCCGUCUGGAUACGCCGAAAAGGGUAAGAGUUCUGCAAAAAUAGGGGAGAAAAAAUAGGGAAGAAAGGGGAACAAGGACAAGGAUGAGGCUAGUGGGGCCCUGGACGAUAGUGGCGGUGUUGCCGCUUUUUUUGACGGAAGUGAGGAGUAUCGAACCCUCUCAAUGCAUUGCUCCUCUUGGUAUGGAAAGUGGAACCAUUAAAGACGAUGACAUUAAAGCUAGUUCGUCAUUCGAUCAUGGACACGUUGGACCCCAUCGUGGAAGGAUUAGAAAUGAGGUACAUGGUGGAGCUUGGUGUCCCCAAACGCAAGCUACACCAGACACCAGAGAAUGGAUUGAAAUUGAUCUAAAAACAAUCCACGUGAUCACGGCCACAGAAACCCAGGGUCGUUUUGGAAAUGGUCAGGGUGUGGAGUUUGCAGAAUCGUACAUGUUGGAAUAUUUUAGACCAUCUCUAAAAAAAUGGAUCCGAUACCGCACCAAAAACAACGGAGAACUCCUCAAAGGCAACAUCAACACCUACCUAGAACACAAAACCAUCCUAGACCCACCGAUUUGGGCGACCAAAAUCAGAUUCCUCCCAUACAGCUCACACAAACGAACAGUUUGCAUGAGAGUUGAAGUCUACGGCUGCAAAUACACCGAAGGAGUAACAUCUUACUCCAUGCCUCAAGGUGACAAAAAAGGAAGCAGCUGGGAGCUCUACGACUUCACCUAUGACGGUCAUUGGGAUGGUGAGAAGCUCAAGUCUGGACUAGGUCAGUUAACUGACGGUUUAAUUGCUCCGGAGGAUUUUAAGCUAGCUUUCCAUCAGGAAAACACUCAGGGAUGGGUGGGAUGGAAGAACGAUACCAGGGAAGGCAAACCGAUAGAGAUAGUGUUUGAGUUUGAUAGGAUUCGCGAGUUUACCGCAGUGCAUUUGUAUACCAACAACCAGUUCACUCGUGACGUGCAGGUUUUUAGUGAGGCGCGCGUUUUUUUCAGUGUGGCUGGUAAAAGAUACAAGGGUGAACCGAUAACUUUCGAUUACAUGGAAGACCGAAUAUUCGAAACUCCCAGAAAUGUCUCUAUCAAACUCCAUCACAGAGUGGGACGCUUCGUGAAACUCCAACUGUUCUUCGCUUCAAAAUGGAUUCUUAUCAGUGAAAUAGCUUUUGACAGUUCGCCAACAACGGGUAAUUUUACGGAAGAGGAGGAGUUAGAUAAUAAUAUACAGGGUGAUCAGACUGUGGUAUCGGGACCGGAGAAUAAGAACCCGAUAAGUGCGGUUUCGAGUACCGGAGGGCAGUAUUUGGGGAUUAUCGUGGGGAUUUUGGCGGUGGCUGUGGUGUUUAUGAUCGUCGUGGUGUUGUAUAUAGUGCACCAGCAGAGGAAGUACAAGAGUUCGCCGAGGCCCAGUCAGAUACCAGAUAAGGCGGCUCUGUAUAGGACACCAUCGCUAGGUCGACUCACCACCUCCACCGAUUACGAGGACGUGCGCAACCCCGAGUACGCCGUACCGCUCCACCAGAGCAGCCAGCGUUGCCGCACUCCACCCAACCUCCAAAACUUCUUCCCCAAGGCGCCGUCGUUACCGCCGCCCUCCGAGCAGUACUACGCCGCCACCGAGAUCUUCCGGCAGGGGACAGGACCGGUGCAGUUCAAGCCGCCCCCGCCGCCGCUGAACACGCCGCCACCCAUGCGGCACCAGAUGCCGCCCCAGGGGCGGUACGGUAGCGGCGGCGGUAAUAGGACGUUUGUGGGUCCGUAAUGUGUGACGGUCUUCUCUCUGUGAUAUUUUGAGCUACACCCCAUUAGAUGGCGCAAUCGACUUCCCCAUAAGGCUGAUUCUACCAAAUGUGUACUGCUUUACCUACCCUAGAUUGUCGUGGUAUUAGACUGGUUAAGAAACUUUUGUACUAAAACUCGUACGAUUCUUUUUAUACUGCCGUUUGCUUCGAACAGGGUUGAGACAUCUUCGGUUAACAAUGUACUCGAAAUAUGUACCAUAUUUCGUACAUUUUUUUUUAUUUUUCUAGUUAUAUUAAUUUAUUUAGUAAUUAUUUCGAGUACAUUUGUUGCUGGGUGGUGUCGUCUUUUAGCUCUGGCUUUAAAAAUACCUUGAAAAUAUUGACAAUCCCCUUUCUUACAAAAUAGUAAUAAUAGUAAUAAACGAAAAUAAAAAAAUCGGUCUUGUUUCCAACGUGGUACUACAGUAUAUAUAAGUAUUAUUAAGAUAAAUAUCGAUGUAAAUAUAUAAUAUAUUUAAAUGAGCUGGAAUUAAUGGUUCAUUAACAAUACUAAUAUAAGACUUAAUUCAAUAUGUACAUACAUAUCCAGUUGGUAUUGUCUUGUAAAUAGUAAUAAAGGUGAAAAUGAAUAUAUUAGAUUAUGAACAA